GGGAAAGAUUGGAAUCAUUGGAUGGGCGAUAGAGGCAGCGGGUGAGAGCCCACCGGUGUGUUUCUUCGACUCCGAUCGGAAGAGGUAUCGUCCGAUCGAGAGAGGAGAUCCAGAUCUCACUCUCUCUGUCCCUCCUGCUCGAUCCCAGGUGAUGCGAUUCCGGAGAUUUCAGUGAGGAAGCUCGCGGAAAGCUCGGAUCUCGGUAGUGUAUCGCGAGAGCCAUGGAAGCCAAUGCAGGAAUGGUGGCGGGGUCGCACAAGCGGAACGAGUUCGUGAUGAUUCGGCACGAAGGAGAACCCGGGCCUAAACUUAUGAAGAACUUCAAUGGCCAAGAGUGUCAGAUCUGUGGUGAUACAGUAGGGCUUUCAGCCACAGGUGACCUUUUUGUUGCUUGUAAUGAGUGUGCGUUCCCAGUUUGCCGAGCUUGUUAUGAAUAUGAGAGGAAGGAAGGGAAUAAGUCUUGCCCUCAGUGCAAGACCCGGUACAAGAGACACAAAGGUAGUCCUCGAGUUGAGGGAGAUGAUGAAGAGGAUGAUGUUGAUGAUCUGGACAAUGAGUUCAGUUACAGGCAAGGCAAUGCCAAGGCAGGAUCUAAAUGGCAACUUCAAGGCCAGGAAGAUGUUGAUUUAUCUUCAUCUUCUAGACAUGAACCUCAACACCGCAUUCCACGUUUGACCAGUGGACAACAGGUGUCUGGGGAAGUCCCUGAUGCUUCACCAGAUCGCCAUUCUAUUAGAAGUCCAUCAUCAGGUUAUGUGGAUCCCAGCUUGCCAGUUCCCGUAAGAAUUGUGGAUCCUUCCAAGGAUUUGAAUUCCUAUGGGCUUGGCAGUGUUGAUUGGAAAGAAAGAGUUGAUGGUUGGAAGCUCAAACAGGACAAAAACAUUGUGCAGAUGACCAACAAAUACAAUGAUGGCAAAGGUGAUAUGGAAGGAACUGGUUCAAAUGGUGAAGAUCUGCUAAUGGCCGACGAUGCUCGUCAACCUCUGAGCCGUGUAGUGCCAAUUCCUUCUAACCAACUUAACCUCUACCGUGUGGUCAUCAUACUUCGGCUUAUCAUUUUAUGUUUCUUCUUCCAAUAUCGUAUAACUCAUCCGGUACCUGAUGCAUACCCCUUGUGGCUAACAUCGGUCAUUUGUGAGAUCUGGUUUGCAUUGUCAUGGCUUCUUGAUCAAUUUCCAAAAUGGUAUCCGAUCAACCGUGAGACGUACCUUGAAAGGCUUGCAUUGAGAUACGAUAGGGAAGGGGAACCAUCACAAUUAGCUCCUGUUGAUGUUUUCGUCAGUACAGUGGAUCCUCUGAAAGAACCUCCUCUUAUAACAGCCAACACGGUUUUGUCUAUUCUUGCUGUGGAUUACCCUGUUGACAAAGUCUCAUGCUAUGUUUCUGAUGAUGGUUCAGCGAUGCUUACCUUCGAAGCAUUGUCAGAGACAGCCGAAUUUGCAAGGAAGUGGGUACCCUUUUGCAAGAAGCAUAAUAUUGAACCCAGGGCCCCAGAGUUCUAUUUUGCUCAAAAGAUAGAUUACCUGAAAGACAAAAUUCAACCUUCGUUUGUGAAAGAACGACGUGCAAUGAAGAGAGAAUAUGAAGAGUUCAAGGUACGGAUAAAUGCUCUUGUUGCCAAAGCACAGAAAACUCCAGAAGAAGGUUGGACAAUGCAGGAUGGAACUCCCUGGCCUGGAAAUAAUCCAAGAGAUCAUCCUGGCAUGAUACAGGUCUUCUUAGGGCACAGUGGAGGGCUUGAUACAGAUGGCAACGAGCUACCUCGACUUGUAUAUGUUUCCCGUGAGAAGAGGCCAGGCUUUCAGCAUCACAAAAAGGCUGGUGCAAUGAAUGCAUUGAUUCGUGUGUCUGCUGUCUUGACCAAUGGUGCCUACCUUCUCAAUGUGGAUUGUGAUCAUUACUUCAACAACAGCAAAGCUCUUCGGGAAGCAAUGUGUUUUAUGAUGGAUCCUGCACUAGGAAAAAAGACAUGCUAUGUUCAGUUUCCUCAAAGAUUUGAUGGCAUUGACUUGCAUGAUCGAUAUGCCAACCGCAACAUUGUGUUUUUUGAUAUCAACUUGAAAGGUUUGGAUGGCAUCCAGGGUCCUGUUUAUGUGGGAACAGGGUGCUGCUUCAAUAGGCAGGCCUUGUAUGGCUAUGAUCCUGUGUUGACUGAGGCUGAUUUGGAACCGAACAUUAUUUUCAAGAGCUGUUGUGGUUCAAGAAAGAAGCGAAAGGGAGGGGACAGGAGCUAUAUUGAUAGUAAGAAAAGGGCUAUGAAGAGAACUGAGUCUUCAGUUCCCAUCUUCAAUAUGGAAGACAUGGAGGAAGGAAUUGAAGGUUACGAGGAUGAGAGAUCACUCUUGAUGUCUCAGAGGAGCUUGGAAAAGAGAUUUGGUCAGUCACCAAUCUUCGUUGCAUCCACCUUCAUGGAACAGGGAGGCAUACCACCAUCCACAGAUCCAGCGUCUCUUCUUAAGGAAGCCAUACAUGUUAUUAGCUGUGGGUAUGAAGACAAGACUGAAUGGGGAAAGGAGAUUGGCUGGAUAUAUGGGUCUGUUACUGAGGAUAUUCUUACCGGAUUCAAGAUGCAUGCCCGUGGAUGGAUUUCAAUUUAUUGCAUGCCACCCCGCCCUGCAUUUAAGGGUUCUGCCCCAAUCAAUCUGUCUGAUCGUCUUAACCAAGUGUUGCGGUGGGCCUUGGGAUCAAUUGAAAUUCUGCUCAGUAGACAUUGCCCUAUCUGGUAUGGCUACAAAGGAAGAUUGAAGCUUUUGGAGAGGGUGGCAUACAUCAAUACCAUAGUUUAUCCUAUCACAUCUAUCCCACUGAUUGCCUAUUGUGUUCUUCCUGCUAUUUGCCUUCUCACAGGAAAAUUUAUUAUUCCAGAGAUAAGCAAUUAUGCUGGAAUGUGGUUCAUUCUGCUCUUCAUCUCUAUCUUUGCUACGGGAAUUCUUGAACUUAGGUGGAGUGGUGUUGGGAUUGAGGACUGGUGGAGGAAUGAGCAGUUCUGGGUGAUCGGUGGCACAUCAGCUCAUCUGUUUGCUGUUUUCCAGGGUUUGCUGAAGGUGUUAGCAGGAAUAGAUACCAGCUUCACUGUCACGUCAAAAGCAUCUGACGAGGAUGGAGAUUUCUCUGAACUGUAUAUCUUCAAGUGGACAAGUCUCCUGAUUCCACCGACCACUGUCCUGGUCAUUAACAUGGUAGGGAUAGUCGCAGGCGUCUCUUAUGCCGUUAACAGCGGCUACCAGUCAUGGGGUCCUCUGUUUGGAAGGCUGUUCUUCGCAUUUUGGGUGAUUGCACAUCUGUAUCCUUUUCUCAAGGGUCUUAUGGGUCGGCAGAACAGGACACCUACCAUCGUCAUCGUCUGGUCCAUUCUCCUUGCUUCAAUCUUCUCAUUGCUUUGGGUACAUAUCGAUCCAUUUACUUCUCCCACGCAAAAGGCUGCAACGAUGGGACAGUGUGGUGUCAAUUGCUGAACCUUCCUGGCUGAUCCUAUUAAGGACACGGAUGUUAUUGGAAGUCAGUCAGCAAGAAUCUAUACACGUGGUGAUUGUGCGCACGCCCCGUGUCAAGAAGUUUUAGUUAUUUAUGAUUAUUUAUUCUCAUAAUAUAUUUUGCUUGGUCACUGGACUGUUCAAGCUUCUGUUGCAGUAAUCUUAAGUUUCACUUUUAUUCUUUGUGUGUAGAAUAUGGCAAGUUUAUAAAGACAAGGACUUUGUACAAAACAUCAUGAUCUGUGACCAGAAUCAUUUUGUGUUAAAGAGUGCUUUGUUUUGUGAAA
This is a messenger RNA of Musa acuminata subsp. malaccensis (wild Malaysian banana), 3760 nucleotides long. Its product is annotated as probable cellulose synthase A catalytic subunit 1 [UDP-forming]. Gene Ontology annotation, biological process: plant-type primary cell wall biogenesis; cellulose biosynthetic process. Lineage: Eukaryota; Viridiplantae; Streptophyta; Magnoliopsida; Zingiberales; Musaceae. Gene Ontology annotation, cellular component: trans-Golgi network; plasma membrane. Gene Ontology annotation, molecular function: cellulose synthase (UDP-forming) activity. The record is from RefSeq and is a predicted model, not a curated record.